Pseudomassariella vexata is the source of this 2109-nucleotide messenger RNA. RefSeq names its product ABC1 family-domain-containing protein. NCBI's taxonomy places the organism in Eukaryota, Fungi, Ascomycota, Sordariomycetes, Amphisphaeriales, Pseudomassariaceae. Gene Ontology annotation, biological process: ubiquinone biosynthetic process. The transcript has 2 exons. Bases 1 to 2109 code for a protein of 702 amino acids. Gene Ontology annotation, cellular component: extrinsic component of mitochondrial inner membrane. The record is from RefSeq and is a predicted model, not a curated record. Gene Ontology annotation, molecular function: kinase activity.
AUGAGGUACGCCGAUAUUCUCGUCGAUUUGGCCGCUGUCGUCAGAGCCUCUAGAUCCGUUGCAUCCAAGCAUCUAGAGCUUCGGGCCCAGCAAUUAGAUCGUUAUGGGAAAACCUCCAGUAUACUGCGUUCUGUAAGGGAGCUGCAAAACAGCUACCCUCAACAAAGAUCGGAAGCCGCGGGGAACAGGACAUCGCCAACAGAAUCGGGGUCAGAUGCGACUGUUCAAGCUGAAGCCAAGUCUUCACGACCGGGGCCAGAUAUUGUUGGCAUGACAUCAUCCCCUGGGAUAUCGCAUACGGACCUGAAACGGAACCUUGGAUCUUCCGUUUUCGAACAACAGGACAAAUACAAGAACCUCGUGCGCCCCGAGGACGAUCUUCCACCCGAGGUGGACAUCAACGUCUUUCACACAAGCCGCGGAUCCCACCUUUUGGACGGCAAGGAUGAUUUCAUUGGCAAGAAACGACCGGUUUCGCCUCCGCCAAAGCCCAGUUGGUUUAAAGAAUUCGGUCACGGAAGGGCCGAGUCGAAGUCAGAUGAUUCGGUGAUCAGUUCAAUUAGCCCUGAAGAACCGACUGCAAAGGGCGUUGCCCUGACUUCGGUGACCAGUGCGGUGACAGAAGCGAAGGAGACGGUUUUGACAGAGGUCAAUCCGCCAGCGAUUCAAACAGGCGAAAAGGAUACUACUAAGAGUGCUGAGCUGCUCCAAGACGUCUGUUCGGAAGCCGUGUCGCCUACAACUGCGCCAUCCGAAGAACCUGCUAAACCAGCCUAUAUUCUCCGUGAGUCUAAAGUGCCGGCCACUCGACUCAGUAGGAUAUGGAACUACGGAGGUCUGGCCGCCGGUAUGCUCGGCGGAGCUAUUACUGAAGGCUUCAGCAGGGGCUUUGGCGGAGGUAGUCAAGGCUCCGUGCUGCUCAGUCCUGGCAACAUGGAGCGACUCGUAGCCAAGUUGUCUCGAAUGAGAGGUGCUGCUCUCAAGAUGGGGCAGAUGAUGAGCUUCCAGGACGCAAAAAUGCUCCCUCCGCCCAUCCAAGAAGUGUUGCAGCGAGUCCAAGAUCGGGCCGACUACAUGCCUGCUUGGCAAAGAGACCGAGUCUUGACGGCAAGCCUUGGGCCUGAAUGGCGUGAGCUAUACGACGAGUUUGAGGAGACGCCUAUAGCGGCUGCUUCUAUCGGGCAAGUUCACCGAGCCACGCUGAAGUCAACUGGAGAGAAGGUAGCCGUCAAGAUCCAGUUCCCGGGGGUUGCCGACUCCAUCAACUCCGACCUCGACAACCUAUCCAUGCUCCUCACCGCCUCCAAAAUGCUACCCAAGGGCCUGUACCUCAACAAGUCCAUCGACAACGCCCGCACCGAACUCGGCUGGGAAUGCGACUACGAGCGCGAAGCGCAAUGCGGCCAACGCUACCGCGAACUCCUCGCCAGCGAACCCGACGUUUUCGUCGUCCCCAAGAUAUACCCCGAGGCCUCGGGCAAACAGGUCCUCACCAUGGAAUUCAUGGAAGGCGUGGGCGUGACGCGGGUCAAGUCCUUCACGCAGGACCAACGCGACUGGAUUGGCACACAAAUCCUGCGCCUCUGCCUCCGCGAGAUCACAGAAUUCAAGUUCAUGCAGACGGAUCCUAACUGGACCAACUUUCUGUACAAUACGUCCACGCAGAAGCUCGAGCUGCUCGACUUCGGCGCCUCGCGCGAGUUCCCUGACCGGUUUGUUGCCCAGUAUGUCAGUUUGCUCGCCGCGGCCGCAAGGUCCGAUCGCCUGGCUGUGAAGGAGCUGUCUGAGAGUCUGGGCUAUCUGACGGGCCAUGAGAGCAGGACCAUGCUCGACGCGCAUACGGCCAGUGUGUUGACGCUGGCGGAGCCGUUCUUGCAGAGUGCGCCGGAGAUUUAUGAUUUCAGUGACCAGACGAUUACUGAGAGGGUCAAGGGGCUCAUUCCCGUCAUGAUCCGGGAGAGGUUGGCGCCACCGCCCGAGGAGACGUAUAGUCUGCAUCGCAAGCUCAGCGGGGCGUUUUUGCUGUGCGCCAAGUUGGGGAGUAAGGUGCGGUGCAGGGAGAUGUUUGAGGAGGCGCUGAAGAAGACGGAGUUGAAUGUCAAAGUAUAG